Messenger RNA from Plectropomus leopardus (leopard coralgrouper), 855 nucleotides. NCBI's taxonomy places the organism in Eukaryota, Metazoa, Chordata, Actinopteri, Perciformes, Serranidae. The record is from RefSeq and is a predicted model, not a curated record.
ACCUGCUGCUGCUGCUCCUGCUGUGUGUGGAUCAGCUGGUGCAUCAUGAAGUACUUCAUUCUUUUGGCCUUGUUGGCUGCAGCCUAUGCUGCUCCCAUUGAGGAUGACAAGAUUGUUGGAGGCUACGAGUGCAGAAAGCACUCUGCGCCCUACCAGGUCUCUCUGAACUCUGGCUACCACUUCUGUGGAGGCUCCCUGAUCUCCAGCACCUGGGUGGUGUCUGCUGCUCACUGCUACAAGUCCCGCGUCCAGGUGCGUCUCGGUGAGCACAACAUCGCCGUCAACGAGGGCACAGAGCAGUUCAUCAACUCUGCCAAGGUCAUCCGUCACCCCAGGUACAGCAGCCGCAACCUGGACAACGACAUCAUGCUGAUCAAGCUGAGCAAGCCCGCCACCCUGAACAGCUACGUCCGCACCGUGUCCCUGCCCUCCAGCUGUGCCAGCUCUGGAACCCGCUGCCUGAUCUCUGGAUGGGGCAACACCAGCAGCUCUGGAAACUACUACCCUGAUCGUCUGAGGUGCCUGGAUGCCCCCAUCCUGAGCGACAGCAGCUGCAGGUCCUCCUACCCUGGACAGAUCACCUCCAACAUGUUCUGCGCUGGAUUCCUCGAGGGAGGCAAGGACUCCUGCCAGGGUGACUCUGGUGGCCCCGUGGUGUGCAACGGUCAGCUGCAGGGUGUGGUGUCCUGGGGUUACGGCUGCGCCCAGAGGAACAAGCCUGGAGUCUACGCCAAGGUCUGCAACUACAACUCCUGGAUUCGUAACACCAUGGCCUCCAACUAAAGUCUCUUUACAGUCAUUUGUUAUGAAGCAGAAAACUGUGUAAACAUUUAAUAAAUAAAAGAAUCAAAGAUA